Messenger RNA from Eurypyga helias (sunbittern), 1392 nucleotides. It is a transcript of the gene WDR4, whose product is annotated as WD repeat domain 4. Gene Ontology annotation, cellular component: cytosol; nucleus; tRNA methyltransferase complex. The record is from RefSeq and is a predicted model, not a curated record. Gene Ontology annotation, molecular function: protein binding; tRNA (guanine(46)-N7)-methyltransferase activity. The coding region runs from base 1 to 1392 and encodes 463 amino acids. Lineage: Eukaryota; Metazoa; Chordata; Aves; Eurypygiformes; Eurypygidae. Gene Ontology annotation, biological process: RNA (guanine-N7)-methylation. The transcript is spliced from 11 exons.
AUGGUGGGGACUGCCAGCCGGAGGGAGGCGGUGCGAACGUGGAGGAGGCUCUGCCGGCUCCGGCCUUUCGGGAGAAGCCCGCAGAGCGGAGCGUGGGCCUCUGGGGGCUCCUUGGGUGCGAUUUCUGUUGCUGAAAUACCACCUUUAAGCUUUUUAGUCUUGACGGUUUUCUGGCGCUGUUAUGCGCCGCCAGAUGCACGUCAUGGCCAUGUGAGCAACAGGGUAAAUGCUGGUGACAGUUAUGUGAAGCCUGACAAUGAUGACAGUCUCUUCGUGUACGAUUGCAUCAAUGCGGAGAAGACCUUAGGAAAUAAAGGACAGGGUGGAAAACCGACAGAUAAGGGAAGUGAUAACAUCCUAGCUUUUGCCUUCUCCCCAUCAGGAGAUUAUUUUGCCUUGACAGAUGACAGCAAACGUCUGAUUCUUUUCCACACAAAGCCCUCCUGGGAGUGUGUUAGCAUCAGGUGUGUGACCAGGAGGUGCACUUCCCUGGUUAUUACAGCUGCCGAGGAUAAGAUUCUAGUGGCAGACAAGUCUGGUGAUGUCUAUUCUUACUCCAUAACAGAACCCCAGGCAGAAGGAAAACUUGAGCUGGGUCACUUGUCUCUGCUAUUGGAUCCUGCGCUGAGUCCUGAUGACCAGUAUAUCCUAACUGCAGACAGAGAUGAGAAGAUCAGAGUCAGCUUGGCAAAGGCUCCUUACAGUAUCGUAUCCUUCUGUCUGGGACACAGAGAGUUUGUAAGCAAAAUAUUUGUAAUACCCAACUAUCCUGAUCUGCUGUUGUCAGCUUCUGGGGACUCAACUCUGAGACUUUGGGAGUACAAAAGCGGGGAAGAAGUGUGCUGCUGUCAUCUGAGCAACAUCAGUGGGUCUGAGGCAACCAAAACUGACCAGAAAUACACUGUGUCAAGAAUAAGCUACUGCUGUCAGGGUGGUUUUGUUGCAGUUCUCUGUGACUGUCUUCCCACAGUCUACAUCUUUCAGCUUGAUGCUGUUGCCCAGCAGCUAGAUUACAGACAGCAAAUCUCUUUGAAACAUAAAGGUUGGGACAUUGCGCUUGACGAAACGGGAGAUCUGUGGAUUUUGCAGGAAGACAGUGAAGCUCCUCUUCAGUUGUACAGACCAUGUGAUGGACAGUGGAAGGCUGUAACUGAUGAUAAAGGAUUACAGAAGAUGUCAAAAUAUCUUCAAGACAACUGGACAGUGUUUGAAGGUUUUGUUGGCGCGGAGAGCCACUACAGCAAUCUCUACAAGGUUUCGUUUGAGAACAUGGACGCCUACCUACAGAAGAAGGAGGAAAGGGUGAAGCAGCAGAAAAAGAAAAGGCAGGGUCUGCAACGUGGUUCGAAUGGCCAGACAAAAAAGAUGAAGACCGGAGAGUCGUCGCUAUGA